AGAAUAUUUAUUAGUUUGACGCUUUUUUAUUUUUUUCACGUUUUCCUACAGACUAUUUUUUUCGUGUGAUAUUUUUAUUAAGGAUUGGGGAGGUCAUUUUGGCCACAAAGUGCUGGGUUUAUCAGUUCUACAGAUGUCCAGUAUAUAUAUCGAGGGAGCUGCUUUAUCUCCUAUUAAAUCGCUUAUAUUAGUCGCCGUGAUAAUGAGUUUCAAGUUCAGCGAGCAAUUGUCGCCUACAUAUUCGCGUGAACACAUCCAUCAUGGUUAUUAUUCUUUUUAGGUUAAUUAAAUAAAAGACCGUUACUAUGCAUACAUUCGUACCAUGUGUAUAUGCAUGAAUAUUUAUAUACAUUGUCGUCGUGUAGAAUAAAAAGUCUUUCUUGUUAUCGACGGUCAAGGUUCACGUCUCUCUGCAUACCGAUAAAUCUAACUUGAAAAUAAAGAUCUUGAAUACGUUUUGUAUAAUAACAACGAUCAUUUUAUCGAAGUCAGGCAUGACGUUUAUUAUAAAAGGUUUCAACAUUGAAAAAUCAUAGAGAUUAUUUUUAUGACACAUAUUGAUAACCUUUAUUCAUGUACGAUUUUUGAUUAUUAUCGAGUUCCCGUCGUACACACCUCCAUGGGUUUUCAAUAGAAUCAUUACCUCCAAAAAAAGUGCAUACUCACGUAUUGUUUUUACAACUCAUUAUUUAUACACGCGAAACAAAGUGAAACACUUGUGCAAAAUGGAUAAAUCGCAAGAAAAAGAAGAAGAUGAAAAAGUCAGUUUAUUUGAAAUUUUGUCUAAUUCAGCGCUGAGAGAUCUCGGAGACUCUCAGAGCGAUAAAACAGCUGGUGCCUCUUCAGAAAAACCGGAGAAUAAAGAUUCUGGUAUAGAAAAAAUCCGCAAGUACUUCAGCGAAAAGCUCAAGAUGUAUGAUUCAACAGACUCUGCAAAAUCGGAGACAAAGGAGAAAAAAAUUUUGGAUACUCUGGAUCUUGAUGGCGUAGUGGAGUAUAUAAAACAAAAAAAUUGUCGUAAAAUCAUAACAAUGGCUGGUGCUGGAAUAUCAACGUCUGCUGGAAUUCCUGAUUUUCGGUCUCCAUCAAGUGGCCUUUACCACAAUCUUGGCAAAUACAAUUUGCCUCAUCCACAAGCUAUUUUCGAAAUAGAUUUUUUCAUGGAAAAUCCAGAACCCUUCUUUGUUCUGGCCAAAGAAUUGUUACCCGAGGGUUUUAAACCAACGCCAAGUCACUAUUUCAUUCGUUUGUUGUGGGAAAAAGGUUUGUUGCUGAGACAUUACACACAGAAUGUUGAUACCCUGGAAAGAGUUGCUGGACUUCCUGGAGAAAAACUUGUUGAAGCUCACGGCACAUUCCACACUGGACACUGUCUUAAAUGUCGAGCUCUGUACACUUUGGAAUGGAUGAAAGAUAAAAUAAGUGCCAGUUUGGUCCCAAAAUGUGACAAAUGCAAAGAGGGAAUCGUCAAACCUGACAUUGUAUUUUUUGGUGAAAUGUUACCGGAACGUUUCCAUACACUUAUCGAUCAAGAUUUCCGUCAAGCUGAUCUGCUGAUAAUCAUGGGCUCCAGCCUUGUUGUCCAGCCUUUUGCUUCGCUCGUUGAUCGAGUAAGUUCCACUUGCCCGAGGCUUCUGAUUAACAAAGAAAAAGUCGGAAUUCAGGACAGACUUACAAGAUUUUUGGGAUUUGGACAAGGAUUAGUUUUUGAUCCCAAAAGCUCAGAAGUAGGACGUGACGUGGCAUGGAUUGGAGAUUGUGACACUGGAUGUCAGUUAUUGGCUGACAAACUCAAUUGGGGGGAGGAGUUGAGGGUGCUAAUUAAGAAAGAACACGAAAGACUACAGGCCGAAUAUUCCGUUGAUAAUUAACGAUUGUUAAGAUCAAUUAUUAUUAUCUAUAAUUAUAAUUAUAACUAUAAUUAUCUAUAAAAAUCGUCUUUUAUUAGUUCAAAGUAUUUUUUUUUUUUUUAACAAAGAAGUUCAACUCGGGUCUUAGAUUCCUUCAAAUCCAUAUUAUACAGAACAUUGUUGUUAUAAAGAUGCAUUUCUUUAGAGCUUAUUGAAAAUAAAUUUAAAAAAUCAUCCGAAAUAAUUGUAUAAAAGAUUAUAAGUGGUUUCAAAAAGGGAGCCAAGAUUAAAAUUUUUCUGAAAUAUA
Molecule: messenger RNA, 2157 nt
Organism: Venturia canescens
Lineage: Eukaryota; Metazoa; Arthropoda; Insecta; Hymenoptera; Ichneumonidae
Gene: Sirt2
Product: Sirtuin 2
Exons: 6
Coding region: 726-1871 (381 amino acids)
Cellular component (GO): nucleus
Molecular function (GO): histone deacetylase activity, NAD-dependent; NAD+ binding
Source: RefSeq, a predicted model, not a curated record